CGCGGUGUCAAGCUUGGUUCUACACUGCGCGGACACGCGAGCCACAGGAGCGCGUCUGGUGAGGCGCGCCGAGUACGCGCUCGCGAUUCAGCCUGCAGCGUGUUCUGAAGACCCAGGGACAAGAGCACUGACAUUUCAUUUGUUCCUUUGGACCUAUUUUUUCCAACCCAAUCUUAAAACAACAAAACUAACUUUUUCGCUUCUUCGCUGAAAUGCUUUUUCCUCUGAUUAUUUAUUGAUCAUGGAUCCUCUGUACACCACCUCACCAAACUCAAGCGGCAACGGGACCAGCGGUUCAUUGGUCAAUGACACGGACGUGUUCUCGAACCAGUUCGUUCAGCCGGUGUGGCAGAUAGUUCUGUGGGCCAUCGCGUACUGCUGUAUAGUUCUGGUGUCGGUUGUUGGAAAUGUCACUGUCAUCUGGAUCAUUUUAGCGCAUAAGCGCAUGAGAACUGUGACCAACUAUUUUCUAGUCAAUCUUGCGUUCGCAGAGGCUUCAAUGUCGGCUUUCAAUACCGUUAUUAACUUUGUGUAUGCAGUGCACAACGAGUGGUACUUCGGACUUGUUUACUGCAGAUUUCACAACUUCUUUCCAAUAGCAGCUGUGUUCGCUAGUAUUUACUCCAUGACAGCAAUAGCCCUGGACAGGUACAUGGCUAUCAUCCACCCACUCCAGCAGCGCCUGUCGUCCGCUGAGACCAAGCUGGUGGUGGGGGUGAUCUGGGCCCUUGCGCUGCUCCUGGCUUUCCCCCAGUACUAUUUUUCCAGCACCGCUCAGCUCCCAGGACGUGUCGUGUGCUACAUCAACUGGCCAGAGUACAGCGUGUUUGAUUUUCAAAAGACGUAUUACGUCUGUGUGGUUGUGCUUAUCUACUUUCUGCCUUUGCUCAUCAUGGGUUGUGCUUACCUGGUGGUGGGAUAUACUCUCUGGGCUAGUGAGAUUCCUGGAGACUCUUCAGACCGCUAUCGAGAGCAGCUAACCGCCAAACGGAAGGUGGUGAAGAUGAUGAUUGUCGUUGUGUGCACCUUUGCCAUCUGCUGGCUGCCCUACCACGUCUACUUCCUGCUGCACCAGUUCCUUCCCCACUUGUUUGAGGAACGGUACAUCCAGCAGGUGUACUUAGGAAUUAUGUGGCUUGCCAUGAGCUCCACCAUGUACAAUCCCAUCAUCUACUGUCUUCUCAAUGACAGGUUUCGAGCUGGAUUCCAGCAGGCAUUUUCCUGGUGUCCUUUUGUCCUUCAAGGCUCAUAUGAAGGUCUGGAGCUCAAGUCAACUCGCUAUCUUCAGACGCAGGCCAGCAUUUACCGUGCAAGCCGAAUGGAGACCACAGUAUCCACAGUGAUGCCGGUUAUCGAUGGGGACCUUCAGGAGAAUACAGAUCGAUGUUCAAUAGAUCUCACGUCUAAUGGUUCUUCACAAAGCGCCUCCAAGACUGUAUCAGAGUCAUCAAGCUUCUAUUCUAGCAACAAUUUAGCCUAGAAAGGAAUUUAGGAAUUACUUUCAGUGUUAAAGUACCAAUCUUGUGAGGAAAAGGGCAAAUGAUACACAUUCCAGGGAAGGUCGUAAUGUGAGAUACAACAAACCAAAACAGGUUUUUAGGUUUUCUUGGGGAUGAAAGGCUAAUGUGUGAAAACUUAAUUGUAUAUUGGUCAACAUGACAUCUAAAGACUGUGAAGCAUUAUUACUGUCUUUGUGUUUAGCAAAAUUUUACUACUUGAGGGAGCCGGCUAGAAAUCAUUCCUGUAAGUGUUCAACCCUAUCAGGAUUUGCUCCAGGACCCAGUGGGUUUGUUUAGGAAAACCUGACCAGCUGAUCCCCUUGGCAACGAUCUGUCUGUCGUUACUGUUGGUUGUUAAUGAUACGAUAGCCAGCGUGACCACGUGGAAGGGUCUGCACCUGUUGUUGCAUAUUACUGGACUACGAAGGCGACAAUGUAAAGGAUUUGUCUGGAAGGCAGAGGGUCAUGAUAAUUAUAGCACAGCGAGAUACAGAAAAAAUGGAUUUUGUACUAACAUAGCUACUUCCAUUUAUAUCACCAUAAUUCUCUUUUAAAUCCAGAGUUUAUUAUUAGCAUGCUGUUGAGUAUCAGUUGCAGCUAUACUGCCUUUACAAAGAAGACCAUGUUUAAUAAAUUUUAAUGUGGUUAUAUUUAUUUUAAGUGUAUAUUUAUUUGUAUCUUUCAAUAACAGUGUUAUUUAUGUAAAUGAAAACCUAAUUUUUGUUUUGUGGCCACCGAUUGCAUUAUCUUGAUAAAAAAGAAAGUGUAUAAACAGACAUUCAGACAUAGAUAUUCAUAAAGGUUGUGCACUGUAAAUAUAAGGGCAUAAUUUAUAUUUUGACAUUUCUAGCUUGUACAGAAAUUCCUGCGACAACUACAGAUCUUUUUCAGCAUUAUCAAAAUCUAGAUUCCAGUUAAGUCUAGUUUUAUGUGUGGUCCAUUUUCUUGCACAGUGGUUGUUGUACAUUGGUGUAUUAUAUCAUGAUGUUGUUUGGUGUGGCUUGUGCUUGCUUUACAUGCCUGUUCAGCCCAAAUUGUAGUGGCUCUUGCUUUGUUGGGCAGGUGUGAGAGCUGCUUUGAUGCUUGCAGAGGAACAAAAGAGCAGCGAUGUUGCACCUUUUGAACUGCUGUGCAGCUGCAUGCACUAGCAUCUCCACUUUCAUGAUAUCUCAGCCCUCUUAAUGGACACAUGUUAAACAAACAGAAAGACAGUACUGGUUAGACUUGCUUUUACAUAGUGUGACAAAUCACCAGCUGCAUGUUCUCAUCUUUUUUUUGAUUUGUGUUAUAUUCAUUGUCCAAACCAGAUUUCUGAAGGCCAGAUAUUUUUUGGGACCAUAAUAUAAAGGUUAUGCAUCAUGUGAGGACAUAUAUGAGAUUGAAUGGGUCCAUGUCUGUUCGAUUUGAGAUCUAAAAGAUAGUAUGCUCUAUAAGUUCAGUUGAAAUCUACAGUAUUACUUUCUCUAGAAUAUGGACCAAAACUGUUAAUUCAUGUUGUUCACAAGGGCAUAAACAAUUUCUUUGUCCAACCAAAUGAUCUCUAAAAUGAGAAUGUCCUCACUAUCGUUAGUCACCGACUUUUGCUAUUGUCAGCAAAAAUCAUCGUU
Messenger RNA from Cyprinus carpio (common carp), 3106 nucleotides. RefSeq names its product tachykinin receptor 1b (gene tacr1b). Gene Ontology annotation, biological process: G protein-coupled receptor signaling pathway; positive regulation of flagellated sperm motility. The record is from RefSeq and is a predicted model, not a curated record. Lineage: Eukaryota; Metazoa; Chordata; Actinopteri; Cypriniformes; Cyprinidae. Gene Ontology annotation, molecular function: substance P receptor activity. Gene Ontology annotation, cellular component: sperm midpiece; plasma membrane.